Schistosoma bovis is the source of this 906-nucleotide messenger RNA. The record is from the annotation of a GenBank genome assembly. NCBI's taxonomy places the organism in Eukaryota, Metazoa, Platyhelminthes, Trematoda, Strigeidida, Schistosomatidae.
AUGAUUCUAUUCAUAAUUGUCGGUUUCCUACCAUAUUUACUUGGUGAGAUUGUGAGAAUUCCUCUCCACCCUUUGAAAAGAUCUGAUUCAUUGGUGGGACUUGGUGCGACUUACUUUAAGCCUUCGACGAGAAAAUGGAAGUAUGAAUGGAAUAAGCAGAAUACAUCUACACCGGAACAAUUGAUUAAUUAUGAAAACCUUCAGUAUUAUGGUGAGAUAUCAGUGGGAACUCCACCUCAAAAGUUACGAGUAUUGUUUGAUACAGGAUCCACUGACACAUGGUUAGCUUCAAGGAAGUGUUGGUUUCUUGAUAUAUUUUGUUGGAUGUUUUCAUUUUACGACAACUCGAAAUCGUCGACAUAUGUAGCAGAUGGUUCCAGUUUUCAUGUCAAAUAUCUGGAUGGUGAGUUCUCUGGAUUUUGGAGUGUGGACACUAUACGAAUUCGGAAUCAAGCGUUUGCUGAAGUGAGGAGUAUAUUUAAUCUCGAUUACUUAUCUGAUAAAUAUGAUGGAAUAAUUGGCAUGUCGAGUAGACGGAUAUCGGAAGAUGGAAACCUUCCAAUGUUUCCGAAUAUACUAGCUAAUGGUGUGAAUAUGGACCCAAUAUUUUCAUUUUAUUUAAGUCGUUUCCACCACUUAUACCAGGUUAAGCAAUGAAAGUAUGUCAAACAUUUGUUUUGUAAAGAAACAUUGUUUCGUAAACCUAGAGAUGUUUGUAAUUGACGCAAUGCACAGCAUUAAUAUUUACUUAAAUCACUUAAUCCGUUUUUAUAGUAUAACGAAAACACGAAGUUGAUCUGAGAAAAUGUAAUGUAUUUCCACAAAAGCAUUUCAGACUUGUCAAGGCAUUUUAUUCGAAAAUUGACAAUGGUCAAUUAAAUGAAAGUUCAAAUAAACUAAGUGAUA